UUUUGUAAUUAACUUAAUUAUCUGAUUCUUUUCUGAAUUAGUUAAACCUGAUUUCUUUGAAUUUUGCUAAUUGGUGUUUCUCUUUAAAUCGUUUCAUUUGUUUCGAUUAACAUUCAAUGUGUUGGAAUCACUUUUUCCCUUUGCUGUCAAAUGUUGUCUGUAAAUUGGACUGUUGAUAUUAAUUAAUUGAUUGAUUUCUUAUAUUGAAUUUAUCAAAAUUAACAAUUUAGACUGUUUAACAAAUAGAUUGUCAAUAUUCAUCAACUUAAUUAGACAAUUACAACAGCUACUGGUUUCCUAUUUCUACUUAUAUGGUUUUCCUUCAUUUCAAUUUUCUGGUUAUUGAGAAUCUACAAUUUAAAAGAUUUUCAUGGAAUCGAUAACUUUUAAAGAUGUUGAUUCAAAUGUUCCAAUUGAUUUAAAUGUUAUACUUGCUGAUCAAUAUGAGACUCGAGAUAUUCACAAGGUAAAAGUGUUUGUGGCCAUUUUGAAAGACAAGAAAUCAAUAUCACCAGCUAUUCGCAGUUUAGCUAAAUUGUUUCCAAUCCCGAAAGAUUUGAUUCACUUGAAGCGAGUUAGAAACAAUCAACAGUCGGAUACCAAUGAGAUAAUCAUAUGUAAAGAAUGCGAGACUUCAGUUGAUCAAAUUGAAAGAAAAUUAGCAAAUUCGAUUGAUUAUACUGAUUUAAAGAUCGUUUCGGUACCAAAUGGGCCACCUUUUAAUCGUUGGCAGUUUGAAAAAGCAUCGAAACUAUGGCCGGUCAAUUUUUUCGAGAAUAAAGAAAUUACUCAGAGACUUGAUGGAACUUGUAUCAGUUUAAAUGAUCGAUGGACUAUCGAUUCAAUUAUGAGAGAUCUUGUGAAAAGAUCAAUGGAAAAUAAUUAUCGAGAUUUUGGUGCAAUCGUUGAUUCGAAUUUUAAUGUUCUGGUCAUUUGUGGUGAUCACAUUGAUCGACAUCCACUAAGACAUUGUCCAAUGAAUUUAAUUGAUUUAAUAUCAUCUCUCCAAGGUGGUGGAUCUUGGUAUAAGAAGGACAAUCAAGAAAAUCAAUCAAUUGAUGGACCGUUAUCCUUAAUUAUGACGACCGAUCAUGAUCCUGAUGCGUAUCUUUGUACAGGGUAUGAUGUUUAUCUAACUCGAGAACCUUGUAUAAUGUGUUCCAUGGGACUUUUACAUUCGAGGAUAAAACGAAUAUUUUUCUUGGAGGAACAAAUUAAAUCAACAACUAGAUUAAAAGAUGGAUGUCCUAAUGAUUUAGCUCUAUCACGAAUGAAGCUUCACACUAAUCCAGAUAUUAAUCAUAGAUUUGAUGUUUGGAGAGUGAAAUUAAAAAAUGAUUGUUGAAAUCGCGAAAAAAAAUUAAUUUGCUAUUUACUAAUUACCACUCACCACCAUAUCCUCAUCGUAAAAAUCAACAUGAUCUUGUUUUUUUCGUAUCUUUAAAGAUGAAAAUUUAAUUUCUUGUUAAUUUGUAA
Messenger RNA from Panonychus citri (citrus red mite), 1476 nucleotides. Its product is annotated as probable inactive tRNA-specific adenosine deaminase-like protein 3. Lineage: Eukaryota; Metazoa; Arthropoda; Arachnida; Trombidiformes; Tetranychidae. The record is from RefSeq and is a predicted model, not a curated record. Gene Ontology annotation, molecular function: tRNA-specific adenosine-34 deaminase activity. Gene Ontology annotation, cellular component: nucleus; cytoplasm. Bases 371 to 1345 code for a protein of 324 amino acids. The transcript is spliced from 4 exons.